GGCAGGGACAGGUACCGGGAGCAUCAUGGCGGCGCCGCUGCGGGACCGGCUGAGUUUCCUGAGCCGGCUGCCCGCGCUGCUCAGGGGCACCGCGGACGAGGACGCGCCCUGCCCCGGCUACCUGCUCGAGGAGAUCGCCCAGAUCUCCCGCGAGUCCCCCGGCAGCAGCCAGUGUCUCCUGGAGUAUCUGCUCAACCGGCUGCAGAGCGACUCCUGCCACGUCAAGCUGAAGGUGCUGAAGAUCCUGCUGCACACGUGCACUCAGGGCUCCCCCCAGUUCGUCCUGCAGCUGAGAAGGAACGCCGCCUUCAUCCGGGAGGCAGCAGUGUUCACUGGGCCCCUGGACCCCCUCCACGGCAACAGCUUGAACCAGAAGGUCCGGGCAGCUGCGCAGGACCUGGCCAGCGUUCUCUUUUCGGAUGCUCUGCUCCCGCAGCCCACUGCACUGCCUGCCCGCCCUAUGGCUCCUGCAGGGAUGGGCUCCAAAUCGAGCCCCUGCAGCUCCUUGCAAGGAUUCGGCUUCAGCAGUGAGAAAAGCAGCUCUGCCUCCACAGGUGAAGCCCUGCUCAGCACCAUCCAGCGAGCGGCCGAAGCAGUGGCCAACGCUGUGCUUCCCUCCCAGGAGGGGCCCCGGCUUCAUCGCAGGGAGCUCCACGAAGAUGCCUACCAGCCUGUGUCGGCACCCCCUCCCCAGAGAAGCGCGGCAGAGGCUGCAAAGCUGCCAGCAGCCGCGGCAGCGCACAGUGUCCGAGUGAGUCACCAGCCGGGGCUGGCCGGAGGCGGCUGGGAAGAGACGGACAGCGGGCACAGCUCCCAGGACUCCUCGCAGGAGAACGGCGAGCUGAGCCGCACCUCCGACUCCUACAGCAAGUCGGGCAGCGACAGCCACUCCGGGGCCAGUCGGGAGGUGGCGAACGUGGCUGAGAGGGUGGACGCUGACAGCCUGGGUGACUGUGUGCGGGAGGUGAGCCUGGUGACGGCGCUGACCCGAGGUGCCAGGGUCUUCCUGACCAGGGAGGAGACACAGCACUUCGUCAAGGAGUGUGGGCUGCUGAACUGUGAGGUGGUGCUGGAGCUGCUCAGCCGGGCCUUGGAGGACCCUAGUGAGAGCGUCCGCAUGCGGUCCAUGUGCGCCAUCUCGUCCCUCGUGUGCUCCGACCUGCUGUCUCUGGAUCAGAUCUUUGCAAUGACUCGACAGCCCCUGCAGCAGCUCAGCCAAGGCAGCCCCGGACCUGUGGCCAACAGAGCGACGAAGAUCCUGAGGCAGUUCGAGGCUCUGUGCAGAGGCCAACCUUCGCCAAAGAGCUCGCGACCGGACACAGAUCCCGCCGCCCUUGCUGUGGGCUCGGCCCUGUGCACCCAGGACUUGCUGACGGACAUCCCGCCCCUGACCGGCGAGGGCAUCCUCAAGCCUGUGAGCGUAGCCCCGCUGCCCGUGGCCGCGCCGGCCCGCGUCGCGGAGCGGAAGGUGGAAGCAGAGAGCUGCCAUCAGUCCGGCAUCGCAGCGCCAGCUUGUCCCCGCAAGCCAGAAGCAGCGAGCAGACUGGGAGGGAGCCCAGGGUGUAGGGCAGGUGGUGCUGCGCCCUCCCAGAGCCUGUCCCUCUUUGCCGGCAUGGAGCUGGUGGCCCGUCCUGGCACGGUGCUCUCCCAGGACUCUCCCCCCGCAGAGUGGCGGACACUGUCCCAUGCCGGGGACGCUGGUGCUUCGAGUCAGACAGCUGCGGAGUGCAGCAGGGAACCGUCUGCCUUCUCCUUUCUCAACGUGUAGCUGCUAUCACGCUCGUCGGGGGGCUGCUGGACACGGGCUGCUGGGGGCUCUCACCCUCCCUCCUGCUUCAGGUCCCACCGGGUCUCCCUUAUGGGCAUGGCCCCGCCAGGCUGCACAGCCCUUCCAGGAGCCCCCCAGGUGUUUCUGCAUGCUGCCCUUUGGGGUGGCCAGCUGCUGACCUACAGCCUUCAGCAGGGAAGGGGUCUCCACUUGCCCCCUGCUUUCCUCAUCACACACUGGGAAAAAAAAAGCCUUGAGCAGCCCUGCAAUAACAGCCCCCGGGGGGAGAAGAGGGAAAAGGAGCUGGGAUGGCAGCUUCGGGGCUGCCAAGGAGGUGCAGGGUGCGCAACUGCCCCUGGCAGCCGAGCUUUAGGGGGGUUACGAUGUCCCUGCGCCGUCCUGCGGAGACCGAGGUGGAUCCCGCCCGGCUCGGCACCGUGGCUUAGCUGCCGCCCGGGCUUUUGCCAAACCGCCUCGGUUUCCUGGGAGCCACGGGUGCAGGGCACAGGCACUGGCGCUGCGGAUUUGCUGCCCGGGGAGGGGGGCAGCCUGGCCUGGGUCCCAAGUUCCCCCAAACUUGGGUCAGUUUGGGGAAAACCCCCCGGCCAGGGCGGCUUCGCCCCUCUUCCCUCGCAGUGUUGCCGCCUCGCGCCCCGGCGGCGGCUUCUUGCUCCCGUUGCCUUUCCGUGCCCGCGGGGCCGGGGCCGGGGCCGGGGCCGGGCGGGAAGGGCCUCGCCACUGGGACUUUGUGAAUAAACCGCGCUGCUGGGCCCACCGACGCCUGCCGCCUCCUGGCCUCGCGCGCGGAGGGGGGCUCGCGGC
Molecule: messenger RNA, 2590 nt
Organism: Rhea pennata
Lineage: Eukaryota; Metazoa; Chordata; Aves; Rheiformes; Rheidae
Gene: TEPSIN
Product: TEPSIN adaptor related protein complex 4 accessory protein
Exons: 13
Coding region: 26-1768 (580 amino acids)
Cellular component (GO): trans-Golgi network membrane
Source: RefSeq, a predicted model, not a curated record